UUAGCUUUCCCGCCUUGCACGCUAGUGUUAUUUCAGAAGUAAUGCAAUUCUAGCCAGACUGGUUUGCGGGGGACAUUCUUAAACAAGAAGGACAAAAUAAAUCUUUCGUGUUUAACGUUUUAUACAUGGUUGCUGGAUAUCUGAAGAUGACUGCAAUGAAGAUUCUGUCAGAGUGUGCAUUUAUCUCCAUUUCUGAUGUAACAGUUGCUCUUUGUGCAGUUCUUGUUAUCUUGGUUGCCAUCAAAAGCAGAAAAAGAGAGAGGAAGGAUUUGAUCCCUCCCCCAGGUCCAACACCCUGGCCGGUUAUUGGCAACAUGCUACAGAUGGGAAACAAGCCUCAUAUCUCCCUCACACUCAUGAGAGAGAAAUAUGGAGAUGUGUUCCAGGUUAAACUUGGUUCUUUGUUAGUGGUUGUGUUGAGUGGCAUUGAUACCAUCAAGCAAGCACUGGUCAGACAAGGAGAAAGCUUUGCUGGUAGACCAGACCUUUACACCUUUUCUGCAGUAGCAGAUGGCACGAGCAUGACAUUCAGUGAGAAGUAUGGGGAAGGUUGGAUUCUUCACAAGAAAAUUUGCAAGACUGCACUGAGAACCUUUUCUCAGACAGAGGCCAAAAACUCAACCUGCUCUUGUCUGUUGGAGGAGCAAAUUUGCUCCGAAGCCUUGGAAGUCGUCGAUCUGUUCAUGGAGUUCUCUAGAAAGGAAGGCUGCUUUGAUCCCGCCGUACCUAUCAUUAGCUCUGUGGCUAAUGUAGUUUGUGCAUUAUGCUUCGGCAAGAGGUAUGACUAUAACGACAAAGAGUUUCUAACCCUAGUUCAGAUAAACAAUGAAGUGUUGAAAGGGUUUGCUACUGGAAAUGUUGCCGAUUUCUUUCCAGUUCUCCGCUACCUACCAACAAGCCCCGCAAUCAAGACUUUAGUCCAGUACAUAAAAAGGAUGAACAGUUUUAUGGAACGAAACAUCGAAGAACAUCUAAACACUUUUGAUAAGAACUGCAUUAGAGACAUCACUGAUGCCCUCAUUGCAAAGUGUGAAGGUAGACAUGAUGAAGGAAAGAAAGCUUUGUUGUCCAACAAACAAAUAGUCCACACUGUCAUUGACAUAUUUGGAGCAGGUUUUGAUACAAUAAUAGCAGGUUUACAGUGGAGUUUACUGUACCUUAUACAGUUCCCAGACACCCAGGCAAAAAUCCAACAGGAAAUUGAUGAUAAAAUUGGUUCAUGCAGGCUUCCAAGGUUUGAAGAUAAGCCAUUAAUGCCUUACACUGAGGCAUUUAUUUAUGAGGUGUUUAGACAUGCAUCAUACGUACCAUUUACAAUUCCAGUGACCAUCUGCACUACGGCAAACACCACCCUCAAUGGAUAUUUCAUUCCCAAAGACACUUGUGUUUUCAUAAAUCAGUAUCAAAUCAAUCAUGAUGUAGACCUGUGGAAUGAUCCAAAUUCAUUUGAUCCUGAAAGAUUUUUAGAUGAGUCGGGACAGUUAAAUAAGGACCUGAUUGAGAAAGUCAUGAUAUUCGGACUUGGUAAGCGAAGGUGUGUCGGGGAUGUCUUUGCUCGGUUUGAGAUGUUCAUCUUCUUAACAACAUUACUACAUCGCUUGAAGAUUGAAAAUGCAUCUGGACAAACGCUUAGCCUUUCCGCUGAUUAUGGACUGACAAUGAAACCUAAACCAUAUACGGUCACAGUUUCUCAGAGACUUUAACAAUGCACACACAACAGAACUCCAUCAUAGUACAGUGCCGUGAAAAACUAUUUGUCCCCUGCCUGAUUUUCUGCAUUUUUGCAUAUUUCUGACACAAUGUUAUUAG
Polyodon spathula (Mississippi paddlefish) is the source of this 1809-nucleotide messenger RNA. RefSeq names its product cytochrome P450 1A1. Gene Ontology annotation, molecular function: steroid 17-alpha-monooxygenase activity; heme binding; oxidoreductase activity, acting on paired donors, with incorporation or reduction of molecular oxygen, reduced flavin or flavoprotein as one donor, and incorporation of one atom of oxygen. NCBI's taxonomy places the organism in Eukaryota, Metazoa, Chordata, Actinopteri, Acipenseriformes, Polyodontidae. The record is from RefSeq and is a predicted model, not a curated record. The coding region runs from base 126 to 1703 and encodes 525 amino acids. The transcript has 7 exons. Gene Ontology annotation, biological process: progesterone metabolic process; hormone biosynthetic process.